AUGCCUGUUAUAAAAGUGAAAACUAAUCACAAAAGGGUCUCGGAUGGAUUCGAAGUGAGUUCAUCGGAAGAAUCUUGUUAAUCCAUUCUUUUCAUUUCAGGUCAGAUUGGCUGUUGUCAUGGCAAAAGUAAUGAAUCGGCCGGAAAGCCAGAUCUUUGUGGCGGUUAGUUUCUGUGCUCUUCUUCAAUUGAAGACUGAAAAAUGUCGCAGAUAGACUCAAACGUGCGGAUGGCACGUGGCCAACUGACGGACCCUCUUGCAAUCAUCGAUGUCACCUCUUCGACCCAUCUGACUGCAGAAUUGACCGAGGAGUACACGGUGGCCCUCUGCGAGUUCUUCCAGCAGGAAUUGCUCUUCGAUUCGGACUCUGUGCUCAUAAACUACCGGACAAUAAGUCCCGAACUCAUCGGAUUCAACGGCCACAUUCUCGGGGAGAACCGCCCGUUUUGGACCAGAGACCGUUGCAUUUCCGCCCUUCUCGCUGUAAUCGUCAUUUCAUUCUUUGUGAACUACUUCAGGAGCGAAUGA
Caenorhabditis sp. 36 PRJEB53466 is the source of this 528-nucleotide messenger RNA. The record is from the annotation of a GenBank genome assembly. Lineage: Eukaryota; Metazoa; Nematoda; Chromadorea; Rhabditida; Rhabditidae.